AAGUACACAAAAGAAAAGUGAAUUAAUUAGGUCCUUAAUUAUUAAUACUUAAUGAAUACUGAAUGCCAUAGCCACAUAAUCAUAAUCAUUUUUUUAAAUUUUAAUAAUAAUAAUGCCUCGUUUGAGUAGAGAGGCUGAGCCUGACACUGACAGCCUGAGACAGAGAGGACUAAAAAUUAAAAAUAAUAUAAAAUAUAAUUAGUAGUAGUAGACCCAGGGCAGGUGCUACUGACUUAGUUAAUUUAUUACUGCUAAUAAUACUAAUAAUGUGGACGUGGAACUUAUACUACUCAAAGUAAAAGUAAAAGCUAUUUCUUUGUAUUAGUAUUAGUAUUUAAGUAACUUAGACUAGUACUAAUUACUACGUCGUAGUUAGUUAUGUUAGUGACUACUCAUUUUCUACAAUUCAAGUAGGCCUACUUGGACUUACCUAAAACUAAAAACUACUAGACUGUCUAAGACAUUAAUUAAUUCACUUGUAGACUUGUAGUACAGUUCAGUAAAUUAAAAUGAACUAUACUAUGACUAUGACUACAGACUAUGAGUGUAUAAGUAUAAGUUUAUGCUGUAGCCUGUAUAGAUAUAAUAUAAUAAAUUACUGGUUAAUUACUGCCAGUGGUUAGUAUUAGUUUAGUAUUAUAUUUAAUAUUAUUAUUUAAUUAAAUUAUAAUUCAACACUUACUAUUACUGCAUGAGAUGAAAGGUGACAAUUUUUUUUCAAACUGAAAACCAGGAUAUUUUAAAAUUUUCACAUUUAAAACCAGGACAUUUGAAAUAUUUUUGCAUCUAAAAACCCCCACAACAAUUGACAAUAGUAAUAGUGCUUAAUUAUUUGGAAUUAUUACUGAUCUGAUUAGGCCUACAUGCUCAUGUCAUGGAGAGUAUACCUUCUGUCUGGUGUCAGAGGCCUUCUUUUGAAAAAAUAUAUUAUUUUGAAGCUUAUUUUGAUUAAUUUUUGUUCUUUUAGUUGCAUCAUUUAUUAUGCCUGGACAUAAGAUAGAGUGUACGCAAUGUUUUGAUAAUUUAAAUUGUUUUAAUACAUUUUUUUUGUUGUGUCCAAAACUGUACUGGUUUCAGCAAAAAAAACAACCUCAGGACAAUGAAUGGUCCAAAACCAUUAAUGUCCUGCUAAAAUCAGUAAAAAUGGUCACUGUAUAUUAUUAUUCUUAUGUUUUAGCCUGUGUAGGCACUUGUGUAGGCCAAUUUUAGGCCAUUGUUAGGCAAAAUUUUUGAACUAAUGUAAUAAAAUCAUGAUAAUAACCUACAUUGAUAUCCAUUCAAUAUGCAGGAUAAUGUUAUUAAAAUUGGUACAUUUACAAAAUUGUUAUAAUUAUAAGUGUAUAAGUUAAUAUAAGUCAUCAAAGUAUUCAUAGGCCUAUAUAUCAAUUAUUAAUUAUUACACUUUAGUCCCAUUAAUUAUAAAUUAUUUUCUACCUUUUAGUUGUAGUGCGUUUUUUUGUGUAUUAUUUUUAAGUCCUGAGAUGGUUCCGCUCGUAUCUGACAAAUCUGGUCCAAUCAGUUAUCGUAAACGGCUUAAUCUCGAGGCAAUCUAUUAUCGAAUUCAGAGUACCCCCGUUGCUUUUCACUAUGUACGUUCAGCCCCUGGUUCAGUGAUCAAGCAGUUUGACAUGCUAUAUCACAUGUUUGCAGAUGAUAUUCAACUUCAGCAAUCCGUGAUCCCCUUUCAGUUCCCUAAGCUUCUUAGUAUGAUGCAGAAGACUGAGGAGUCAGUUAAGCACUGGAUGGCAAUGAACGAUGAAAAAACCGAGCUGAUCCCCAUUGCUACUGCUCAAAAGCUAAAAUCUGUAAAUAACGCACAAUCCCUUACUCUCUCAGGUGUGCAGAUUGAUUUUGCUCAAACAGUGCGAAAUGUUGGUGUCUACUUAGACAGAACACUAACUAUGGAAAAUCUUAUUAACAUGCUUUGCAAGGCGAUUUUUCUAGAGCUGCGCAGAAUUAGUCAUAUCAGACCUUUCUUAACGUUUGAAAGAGACUGAUGUCUGCAUUCGUGCUAUGGUGCAUGGACUACUGCAAUGCUCUCAUGGUGGGUCUUCCUGGAUGAAAUACAAAAAGCGCACAAUAAUGCGGCUCGCAUUGUUCUUCGCAAACGCAAAUUUGACCAUGCUAAAACACUUCUGAGAGAGCUGCAUUGGCUGCCGGUCCGUUGCUCGCAUAGCGUAAAAAAUUGCAACUCUGUGCUACCGCUGCUUGCAUGACCUGGCGCCAUCCUAUCUCAAAGCGCUCAUGACACCUUAUGUAUCCAGUAGACAACUCCACUCAUCCGAGAGAGGCAAACUCUUGAUACAGCGUGUUCACCAUGAGACUUACGGAAGGCACACUUUCUGGCCCAACAAUUUGGAAUACCCUUCCUGUCGCUCUCAGAAACAGCCAGACACUGGAAUCCUUUAAAACCGAUUUGAAAACAUAUCUAUUUCGCAAACAUCUGCUGGGGUGAUGUUGUCUACCAUUUUUUCCAGCUAGCUAUCAUCUCCUAGAUGUAUAUUGGCUUGUGUUUUUUAUAGUUGAACGGGAUGAAAGACUUUUAACGGGUAUGCUCGUUUGUAGUUUUUGUAGUGUUGCGUUUUGUGUUUUAAUGUGGUAAAAUAUAGAUUGUUUCAUUUCUUUUUUAAUAUGACUGACUUUGUACCUCGCUUCGAGCCUUUGGGGAUGAAGCGUGAUUUUUAAAACAUAAACUUUAUUAUUAUUAUUAUUUGCUGUCUUACAGUUCUAUUUAUAACAUUCAUUAUAAAUUUUAUUAAUUGUAAUUCAAUGAAUCUAAAUGAUCAAAUCAAUUAUUAUUUAUACCACUAAUCCAGUUUUGCAAUAAAAAUUAUAAAAAUAAAUUACUAGUCUAACAUUUAAAAUUUAGCAUUAGCCUAACAAACUUAAUAACUUUAUUUAUAAUGUGUGAAUUUUUUUUAUUAAUUUAAUUAAAAUAAUUAUACUCUAUUUUUAAUCCUUAGAUAUUAAGUCCUCCAAGAUUUUUUUGAUGAUAAAUUAAAUUUAGUAUAUUUUUAAAGGGGACAAAAUUUCAUCAAUUACUUUUGCAAGUGUUAUUUCCUGGUGAGAAGAAAUCAUUGUCAUAGUGUCUUUGAACAUUUUUUUAUGUCUGUACAUAUGGCCGUGAUUUAGCACCUACUGGGACAAAGAUACUGAGGGACUUUUAUUGGGGGAGGGGGAUAAACUUAUCUCAAAUUUUUGUAUUAUAAUAUAAUUUAUAUAAAUUUUAAUUUGCAAAAAGAAUCUAGCCACCACCUUCAUCUUUCAUGAAGGUCUUUCUAGCUUAAUCUGAUAAGAACCAUUAAGAGAGUUGAUUUCACUGAACUAUGUUGUAUCAAAUACAAUUUAUUUUUACUAUGAAAACAUAUGUAAUCUCAUCAAAUAAUCAGAUACAUGUUUUUUCAUCUCAUGUUAUGUUCUCAACCACUUUUUCUCUCCAUCAGUUAAACGAAAAACCUCCUUUCUUUUGUUUUUCCAUCUCUGGCUUUUUAACCUUAAAAUAUUUUGUUUAAACUUUGAAUAAUUAUGAUCUGGUUUUUUAGUUAUAUAUAUAGGAAAUGGUGUGAGUAAAUUAUGGGAUUUAAUUGUAUGACGUUACCUGGUAUAUAAAAAAAAAAAAUCAACAGAUUUUUGUUGAUUAUGCUGAAUGUGCAGAUAACACGUACAUCAGUAUAUACAUGUUUCAUGUUUUGAUUUGUGACUAAAAUGAAUUGUUUGACAGCCUAAGGGAGACAAUUUGUUGAGUGUCUAUGUACAAAGAAUUCAUGCUGGAAAAGAUAAUACUUGAAGUUCCAAUUACAAGAUUACAAUUCUAUGUCAAUAAUACUCUUUGGCAUUCAUGGUAGCUUUUUUGUGUUACAUUGUUUUAAACUUCAUUUCAAAGCAUGUCUAACACUGUGAAUAAAAUAUGUGCAUAGGAGGUUAAGAGAGUAUAUCAAUAUUAUUUUACUGCUUAAACAACAUAAAUUUAUGCAAAUUUUACCGGUAGUAAAGAAAAUGCUUUGAACUAACAGUGUGGAGUCUUAGUGAGAUUUGCUAAAUUUUAUUUUGACAUUUUGAUCCAGUUUGCUGAUUCCCAAUGAAUUUUCAACAAUGAUAAAAGUUUGUGAGUUGGAUGGAGGUUGAACGUGUUCCUUUCAACGUCUCGCUGCCACUUCUGGGUGUGGGGGCUUUCACUCUUUUGCUCAGUUUCUGCUUCUGCUGCUAUCUAUGGAGGUAAGACAAUUUAAAGGCACGCAGUUGCAGAAAAAGACAUUUAAAAAAAUCAGUUUAAUCUCAUAAAAUCUCAUUAAUAAAUUUAAAAAAUAUAUUUAUUUCUCUCGUAUUCAUUCCAUUUUUUUAAAUUAAAAAAAAUGAUCAGAACUUACCACGAUAUAUUAAAAUAACAUUAAAAAAAUUACUUGCUUUUGUUUAUCAUAAUUUUAAUUGUACUAAUAAUUGGAACUUACCAUAUUUUGUUACAAGCUUUUGAUUAGAAUAAUUGCUAUAUUUCUUUUCGGUAACUUUUGAACUUUGUUGCAAUUAUUUUGUUCUGUAUCUAGAAUUAAAUUCAUUAUUUGUACAAUGUGGGUGAACUAAAAUUUAAAGUCUGAAAUAUAAGAUCGUUUGUCAAUUAUUUUCUAAUCAGAUUAAAGAAGAAUGGUCAGCGUGAUGAACAAGGUUAUGUUACAGUGAGUUGUUUUAAAUAUGCCUUGCUUGAGACUUCCAUCAUUAAGUUUAACUUACAGAAAGUGAGAAUACUGUAAUUAAAAUAAACGCAUUACUUUAUAGCGGAAUAUUAAAUAAUGCUUCAUUGAUGGUUGAAAUAUAUUAGAGAAAAUUCCCUUUCUUUCUGCAGAGGAAGUUUACUGUAAAGGAUAAACGGCAACAAAAUGAUGUGAGUUGUUUAUGACUGUAUCACACUUGUUUAGUUGUAUUUAAACAAAAUAAUUUUUUUGUAGUUAUGUUUACUUGAGGCGGUAUAGUUAUAGGGAUGUCUCAAUAGUUGGUUAGGUGUACAAGUAUUGUGAUUACAGCUAUAGGGUUUGUCAUUUCUUAGACCGGAAAACGUCAUGGCGUUACUAUUUUUAGAACGUCGGACAAAUAUUUCUUAAAACAUGGCAGCUAUAAGUGUGUUUCAGCAUAUCGUUCGGAAGAUCCUUGUAGCUAGAGUCCCUGUUACAUGUGCCGUAUGCUCAAUGAAGACCCAUUUCACAAAAAAGCAGUAAAAAAUGAGUAAAAAUAUUUAGUAAAAUAUAGUUGUAAACAAGUUUUGAUUUAGGUUAAGGGCCUCUUCGCUAAAAUAGUAGUACUGAGUUGACAUUUUGUCUGACCUGAGUACCUGGAUGAUUACAGCGGUUCUAUUAAUAGAUUUCCGCCAUUAAAUGACAAUCCCUAUUGCUCAUUGAUUAGAGACAUGGAUUGAAUUGUAGGAUUCUGAAUUAUAAUAAAAAUUACACAUUGAAGGGGGCGUUACAAGACUGUGCUUUUAUCACAUUACUAUAGGGGUAAUCUGCAACUCCUCUGGUCAGGAGAAACUUAAGGAAACUUGCUUUUUUAGUGAGUAAUAAGAGGAUAUACUUUCUUGGUCUGAAACUUUGAAGCAGCUGGCGUCACUGUCUGCUAUUUACUUCUGGAAUAGAGUUUAUUUGAUGCUAAUUAUAAUGUAAACAUUAUUAAUUAAACAAGUUAAGGUACAAAGCAACUUGAAAUAAUUAAAUAAAAUGAGCAAAUUUGAGACUUGAUUUUUUUUUUUUUACAGAUUUGUCCAGUAUGUCUUGAAGAGUUCACUCCAGGGGAGAAAAUAGCUGUCUGUGCAUGUCGACAUGGAUUCCAUUCCAAGUAAAUAUCAUCCUUUUUUAGAUUUUGUACUGUAUUUCAAAAAGGAGUUUUUUAAGAAAUGAUUUUUAAAAAAAUGUCAGCCAUGAAAUUUGGACAAAUAAUUUUUGAAUGGGAAAUAUCAUUCAGAAAUUUAAUAUAACUCAAAAUAUAGAUAUAACAGUAAGUCAGAGAAGUCAGAGUCAUGGCUUAUAAAAAUAGUGUAUAAAAUUUACUACUAGAUUUUCCUUUAAAUUUACUGAUUACUUACCAAUCAAUAACUUGUGGCUGUCAAUAAACUUUUAAACAGCAGAACAUUUGUAAAAAGCUAUAUUAAAUAAUUCUAUAUUGCAUUAAUCCAUAACAAUAGUGUCUCACCAUCUUUUCUCCAGGUGCUUACUUCAGUGGCUAGAGCAUAAGAACAAUUGCCCCAUGUGCAAGGCACCAGUUCGUAACCCUGUUGGGGAAACCACUGGCUUGAUUCGGCCUACAUCACUAUCAUCAGUUUGAUUUUAAUUGUUACCACCAAGACACACUGUGUACCGUACUCAAUUUAUCAAUAGUCAUUAUGCAAUGCCUAAAUUAAAUUUGUUAAGAUUGCUUCUAUUCCAAUUUUUUUAAAUUCCUGCUUUCUCUUAUGGUAAAUGAAGAUAAUUGUUUUGUCAUUUUUAUUUUAACAUUAGCUGUGUAAGAAGUCUUUGUACCCUUGCUUUGGUGGACUGGAACACCAUAAAACAAAAAAACAAAAAAAGAAAUUUAAAAUACUUUCUAAUUUUUACAGCCAGAAGUUAAUAUUUUAAACUACAAUCCCCUCCUCUUUAUGAAAGAAGGAUGAUAUAGCAACGGGAUGCAAAGAUCAAAACAAAUAACUUGGUUAAGAUGCUGUCAUGGUAGUUCUGGUCUACAGAACUCAAAUGAUGGCAUCCCCUAUGUAUAUAUAAUCUAUAGGCUACCCAGAGGGGAAAAAAAGGUACAGGGUGUCAAACAUAAAUAGAGUCCCUACUUGCACAGAAUUGUACUUGAAGGGUUCUAAGCACACGAAUUUGAAUGAGUUAAAUAUUGGGUAUGUCUAUGGGGUAGCUCGCCCUCCCACUUUUUUCACUUCAGAGUAGCUCCCAAAUCCUGCCUGUUGUUUCUAAACUAGAUUCCAGUAAGUAGAGUUGGGCUAAUUAAAUCAAACCCAAUAAUAUUUUUUAAAAGUUGUAUACUUAUAAAUCUGAAGUUUCUUUCCUUUCAAUUCAUGGUAUCAUAAAUCAAAUCAGAUGUUUUACAUAGCCUAGCCCAGUGUUUCCCAAACUUUAAGUUUUGGCAAACCGAUGGCUUGCAGACUGGUGCCAGUCAGCUACCACCAUUUUGGGAAGCACUGGCUGCUUCCAAUGAGACAAAAGCAAUUCAACCUCAAUAGAGGUCGUACCCCAUGGUUACAGCACUGAGUACAUAUUAGUAUUAGUUAGAGUGAAUGAAAAUAAUUCUACUUCCUAAAAAAACAUUAGAGAACUUUUAAAACUCCAUGACGUUUAAGUACUAAUAUUUUUAUUCAACACACUUGCUCCAGUCUUAAAGAUAUUUGCACAUUUAAGAAAAUUUAUAUUGAUUUUAAAUCAUGAUGUCUUCUGCUAAUGGUAUGUGAUGAUUGUUUAUUAUAGUUUAACAUUUUAUAACAGUAGGAUAUGAAUUGUCUAUAAUCCAAAAAUUUUCUAAAUCUUAAAAAGAAACAUAACUGUUCUCUUACUUUUUUAAAUCUAAUGCAGUGGUUCUCAACCUUCCUAAUUCCACACCCCUUUAAUACAGUUUUUUAUUUUUGGCUUCUUCAUAAAUACGUAUUUUACGAUGGUUUAAGACAACACGUGUGAAAAGGGUAGUUGUGACCCCCAAAAGGGUCACGAUCUGCAGGUUGAGAAACGCUGAUCUCGUGCAUUACACUCAUAUUUAAUAUUGGUUAUUCCUACAUUUCAGUCACAGAUCAGAGUCAACUCUUUAAUGAUUAAUAGGAAAUAUUUAAAUCAGCAUCAUCUUAAAAAUGUUACAGUCAUGAUCACAAAUUGUACUAACUUAAAAUGAAAGUAGUUAAAAAAAAGAUAAUUUUUGUGUGUGGUAUUUAAAUUUUGUCAGCUACAUUUUAGAAAAAAAAAUUAUGUACCGGUACAUGGUAAGAGUUUAUGGAAUAAUGCAUUUUAUAUUAAAUCGAACUUAGAUCUUAAUCUUAGGUUUAAAACUGAUUUUCAUUGUUUUUCUAAGUUUAAUCCAAAGUUUAUUUUACUUUAUUAUGUAUAUGAAUUUCUUAUUCAUGUAAUGCACUAUACACCUUCUUGUGUAGAACUGUUUAAGGAUUGGUCUUCUUGUAGGCUGCCCCUUUGAUUGUAGUUGCAUUGAAAAUAAAAAAAAAAAAAUUGUACAAUUAAAAUUUAACCUUCCCUGUACACUUUACAUCUUUUUUGAUGUUGAAAUUCAUAUUUCAAAAUUGAUUCAAUGCAAUUGAUACUGAGCAUCAUUUUUUAUCAGUGGGCUGAUCUUUCUUUCCUCUUUGGCAUCUUGCCUUAAAAUUAAUAUGUAAAUUAAAAAAUAUGUAUAUGUACAUUUUUCUCCUACCAUAUUUUAAAUGAGAUUUUUUAAAUUUUAAACUUAAAUGUUAUUUUUUCUGCAAGAGUGCAAUCUUUAAAAGAAUGAUUUGUUUGUUUAAAAAAAAAAAAACUAUUUGGAUCAUACAAAACAUGUAAAAAGAAAAAAAUGUAACAUUUAUUUAUACUUUACUGAUUUCAACUUAAUUUAUAAUCUGCUCUGAUGAUUUUUAAAGGCUGUAAUAAUGUUUUAUCUUUAAACUUUACAAAAAGUGUGUCAAAACACUGCAUAAGAGGCCGAGGUACAACAUUUUAGUAAAAUGAGCAGGGCUGACAACGGUUGGGAAUAAUAAACAGUUUUUAAAAAAAAAAAUUGUAAGGGUCCACAUAUGUCCAUAUGAGCAUAUAUGCCUAAAUUGUUAUCUACGUUAUUUACAAUGGCUCAGUUAUGUUUAGAAUUAAUUUCUGGAUCAAUCAAAGUUGUGAUUAUUCAUUGCAAAAUGUAUGUGACUUUCUGUUGAUAAAAGGAUUUGAAACAUGUGUUUAGAAGGCCCUAAUUUAAACUUCUCCACGGAACUUCAAAUAUAUUGUCUUUUUACAUACGCAUAAAUUAAUGCAUCAAAUGCACCAUGAAUUUUGAACCUUCAGUAAUAAUAAGUAUGAUUAUUGUCAAUAUUUUUUUGUUCUUCUUUUUAUUUUUGACAACAGCUGGGAAUUGUUGAAAUGCUCAUUGUUUGUUGUAAUACAUGUCCGUCAUGUUGGAAAGUUGCUUGUUAUAUUAAACUAUUCACUCUGCCAUACCACUUUCUGAAUGAAAAUUUAUUUGUAAUUGUCAUCUUUGGUGUUGCUAAAAGGAGUUUAAUCUAAUGGAUCAUUUUUUAUAAAUUCUGCUAACAAAUAAUGGGCAUUCUGAUUGCAUGUGGCCGUGGCAUAUUUGCUAAUUUGCAAUUUCAUGACAAAGUAAAUUAUUUAAAGAAAUAAUGCUUCACUGUUCAGGUAUUGAAAAAGGUACAGCAUCAAGUUUUAUGUAAGUAGCUAAAAAAAACUAUGUAGUAUUGAAUCAUUUAUUUACCUAAUUUUCAUUUAAAAUUCAUUUAACAUAUAUUCUCAGUUGAUUAUCAUCGAUUGGACACUACUGAUGCGUUAUAUGACCAGAGUAAUAAUAUCUCAUAUAUAUUUAUAUUAAAGAAAAGAGUGAUUUUAGUUUAAUUAUUUAAAUCAUUAAAUAAAACUUUAGUACGGUAUGUCUGCCCCAGUCUUGGAUUACAUGAGGUCACUGUAUUAGUGUAUCUUUUACUUAUGGCAUGACUGCUUGUACAGUG
Lymnaea stagnalis (great pond snail) is the source of this 9676-nucleotide messenger RNA. Lineage: Eukaryota; Metazoa; Mollusca; Gastropoda; Lymnaeidae. The record is from the annotation of a GenBank genome assembly.